GAUCCUGCCCUCUGCCUACUGUGGACAUGUGCAGGGGGCCCACCCCUGAGUCCAGAUGACACUCAUGCCGAUGGCUUCAGUGAUGGCGGUGACUGAACCGAAAUGGGUCUUGGUGGCAGGCCGCUUCCUGUGGGUGGCACUGCUGAGUAUGGCGCUGACAUCCCUGCUGGCCCUGCUGUUGCCACUGGGAGCCAUGGAGGAGCAGUGCUUGGCCAUGCUCAAAGGCUUCUACCUGCUCAGGAGCAAACUGGACGGGACACAGCAGGCCAUUGCCAUUAAGAGCCCAUCCACAGAGCUCAGUGUCACUUCCAGGGAUGCGACACUGCUGGUGGUCAAGACCAAGGCCUUUCCAGCAGGUAAACUGGAAGCCAAGGCAGCCCUGAACCAGGCCCUGGAGAUGAAGCGCCAGGGCAAGCGGGAGAAAGCCCAGAAGCUCUUCCUGCAUGCCCUCAAGAUGGAUCCGGACUUCGUGGAUGCGCUCAAUGAGUUUGGCAUCUUCUCGGAGGAAGACAAGGACAUCAUCCAGGCAGACUACCUGUACACCAGAGCACUGACCAUCUCACCCUACCACGAGAAAGCGCUGGUCAACCGGGACCGGACGCUGCCGCUGGUGGAGGAGAUCGACCAGAGGUACUUCAGCAUCAUCGACAGCAAAGUGAAAAAGGUCAUGUCCAUCCCCAAGGGAAACUCGGCGCUGCGCAGGGUCAUGGAAGAGACCUACUACCACCACAUCUACCACACGGUGGCCAUUGAGGGCAACACUCUCACUCUGUCAGAAAUCAGGCACAUCCUGGAGACCCGCUAUGCUGUGCCUGGGAAGAGCCUGGAGGAGCAGAACGAGGUCAUCGGCAUGCACGCGGCCAUGAAGUACAUCAACGCCACCCUAGUGUCCCGGAUUGGCUCUGUCACCAUCAGCGAUGUGCUGGAGAUCCACAGGCGGGUGCUGGGAUAUGUGAACCCGGUGGAAGCCGGCAGGUUUCGGACGACACAGGUCCUGGUCGGACACCACAUCCCUCCCCAUCCGCAGGAUGUGGAGAAGCAGAUGCAGGAGUUCGUCCAGUGGCUCAACUCCGAGGAUGCCAUGAACCUGCACCCAGUGGAGUUUGCAGCCUUGGCCCAUUAUAAACUUGUCUAUAUCCACCCUUUCAUUGACGGCAAUGGGAGGACCUCCCGCCUGCUCAUGAACCUCAUCCUGAUGCAGGCAGGCUACCCGCCCAUCACCAUCCGCAAGGAGCAGAGAUCCGAGUACUAUCAUGUGCUGGAAGUUGCCAACGAGGGCGACGUGCGGCCUUUCAUUCGCUUCAUUGCCAAGUGCACUGAGACCACCCUGGACACCCUGCUUUUUGCCACGACGGAGUAUGCAGUGGCGCUGCCAGAAGCCAAACCUAACCAUUCUGGGUUCAAGGAAACGCUUCCUGUGAAACCCUAACCCUGUAAAUCCUCCCUUGGUGGCCUGGGAUGUCUUGAGGGGGGUAAAAAAAAAAAACUCAAAGAAACUUAGCAUUUCUAGAAACCUAGUCGUUUCCCAAAGCAACAAGAGACCUUAAAUAUCCUUUACCUUGUUUUGUUUU
Carlito syrichta (Philippine tarsier) is the source of this 1571-nucleotide messenger RNA. It is a transcript of the gene FICD, whose product is annotated as FIC domain containing. The transcript has 2 exons. Gene Ontology annotation, molecular function: protein binding. NCBI's taxonomy places the organism in Eukaryota, Metazoa, Chordata, Mammalia, Primates, Tarsiidae. The record is from RefSeq and is a predicted model, not a curated record. Bases 56 to 1429 code for a protein of 457 amino acids.